Messenger RNA from Oikopleura dioica, 1128 nucleotides. The record is from the annotation of a GenBank genome assembly. NCBI's taxonomy places the organism in Eukaryota, Metazoa, Chordata, Appendicularia, Copelata, Oikopleuridae.
AUGGAAAGAAAUAACGAUGGGAUGGAAGUUGUGAUGCAGCAUCAUGAACGACUCGAAAUUCCAGAGGGCUUUUAUUUGGAAACGAUUUGCCACUCGGAUUGGGUGAUUCCAGAGCGAUAUACGGAUCUUCAAAACGUCGGAUCUGGUGCUUACGGAUCAGUCUGCUCUGCGAGAGACAAUGAAAAUGAUGCCAGCGUUGCUGUUAAGAAGCUGGCCCGGCCCUUCCAAUCCGAUAUUCACGCGAAAAGAACGUAUCGAGAACUUCGUCUUUUGAAGCACUUUCGCCACGAGAAUGUUAUUUCGAUGCUAGACGUCUUUACGCCAAAUGAUUCAUUCGAGAGCUUUCACGACAUUUACUUCGUCACUCACUUGAUGGGCGCUGACUUGAACAACAUCAUCAGGACGCAGAGGCUGACGGACGAACAUGUCCAGUUUUUAACCUACCAGAUUCUUCGAGCGCUGAAGUACAUCCACUCGGCUGGAAUCAUCCAUCGAGAUCUCAAACCUUCCAACAUCGCUGUCAACGAAGACUGCGAGUUGCGGAUUCUCGAUUUCGGCUUGGCAAGACACGCGAAUGAACAAAUGACAGGUUAUGUCGCGACAAGAUGGUACCGGGCGCCAGAAAUUAUGCUCAACUGGAUGCGAUACACGACGACAGUAGACGUCUGGAGCUGCGGUUGCAUCAUGGCCGAGCUACUUACUGGUAGAACGCUCUUCCCCGGUGACGAUCAUAUUGAUCAGCUAAAGAGAAUAAUGGAUCUGUCGGGGACGCCGGGACCCGAACUUUUGGCGAAAAUUCAAUCCGUACACGCGCAAAACUACAUCAAGACUCUCGAAAAGCGACGGCCCAAGGACUUUAGCGAAGUUUUUCGACCAUGCUCUCCUUUGGCUAUUGAUCUUCUACGACGCAUGCUGGAACUUGAUCCAGAUAAAAGAAUUACAGCUGAAGAAGCAUUAGAACACGAGUACUUUUCUGAAUACCACGACCCAGAUGACGAGCCUACAGCGGACAAGUUCGAGGACGUCUACGAGAAUCAGAAUCUGACUGUCGAGCAGCUGAGACAAUUGACUUGGGAAGAGUUGAAGAGCUUCGAGCCGCCGGCAUUAGAAGAAGUCGGCCAGUUCUGA